This is a messenger RNA of Cajanus cajan (pigeon pea), 2268 nucleotides long. Its product is annotated as exocyst complex component EXO70A1. NCBI's taxonomy places the organism in Eukaryota, Viridiplantae, Streptophyta, Magnoliopsida, Fabales, Fabaceae. Gene Ontology annotation, cellular component: exocyst. Gene Ontology annotation, molecular function: phosphatidylinositol-4,5-bisphosphate binding. The record is from RefSeq and is a predicted model, not a curated record. Gene Ontology annotation, biological process: exocytosis.
UUGGAACCGUUUGGCAAGGAAUAAGGAAACACGAUGAAAAUAGGAACUAACACAUGGAAGCAACAAAAAAGGAAUGGAUGAGUUUUGCAUUGAAUGAAAGCAUUAUGCACUUCCAUUUCCAUAUUUUGAGCAACGAAACACGAAAGAGAGAGAAAAUCAAUCUGAAUGGAGAUACCGGAAGCCAUGGACGCUCUUGUACAAAGAGCAGCGUUCGUGAAGGAGUCACUUCACAAGAGUCAGACCAUCACCGAUAACAUGGUCUCCAUUCUUGGUUCCUUCGAUCACCGCCUCUCCGCGCUCGAAACCGCCAUGCGUCCCACUCAGAUAAAAACGCAUUCAAUUCGAAGUGCACAUGAUAAUAUUGAUAGGACUCUUAAAGCAGCAGAGGGAAUUUUGUCACAAUUCGACCAAACACGAAUGGCGGAGGCUAAAAUACUACGAGGGCCACACGAGGAUCUAGAAAGUUAUUUAGGAGCAAUUGAUCAGUUAAGAGCAAAUGUUCGUUUCUUUAACAGCAAAAAGAGUUUUAAAAGCAGUGAAGGUAUCAUCAACCAUGCCAACAGCUUGCUUGCCAAAGCUAUCUCAAAGCUAGAAGACGAAUUCAAACAUCUUUUAACAAAUUAUAGUAAACCUGUGGAACCCGAUCGACUUUUUGAGUGCUUACCAAACUCUCUAAGGCCAUCAAAUUCUGGAAAGCAAAGUGAAAGUGGUGGAAAAAACCCUCCUGGAAAAAAAGGUUCAGAAGCGGUCACUUUUGCACUUCCAACUCUUAUUCCACCCAGAGUUGUACCUUUACUACAUGAUUUAGCACAACAAAUGGUUCAAGCUGGACAUCAACAACAACUCUUUCGAAUCUAUAGAGACACUCGUGCUACAAUCUUGGAACAAAGUCUUAGGAAGUUAGGUGUAGAAAGGCUAAGUAAGGAUGAUGUUCAAAAAAUGCAGUGGGAAGUUUUGGAGGCAAAGAUUGGGAACUGGAUUCAUUACAUGAGGAUUGCUGUUAAAUUAUUGAUUUCUGGAGAGAAGAAAAUUUGUGAUCAAAUAUUUGAUGGUGUGGACUCUUUGAAAACUCAAUGUUUUGCUGAAGUCACGGCUAGUAGUGUUGCUAUGCUUCUUAGUUUUGGAGAGGCUAUUGCAAAAAGUAAGAGGUCUCCUGAGAAAUUAUUUGUUCUUCUAGACAUGUAUGAGAUCAUGAGAGAACUUCAACCAGAGAUUGAGAUACUUUUUGAAAGUAAAGCAUGCACUGAAAUGCGGGAAGCUGCAAUAAAUUUGGCAAAAAGAUUGGCUCAAACAGCUCAAGAAACCUUUGUUGACUUUGAGGAAGCUGUCGAAAAGGAUGCCACUAAGACUACUGUUAUGGAUGGAACUGUCCACCCUUUAACUAGCUAUGUUAUCAAUUAUGUGAAGUUUCUUUAUGAUUAUCAAUCAACCCUCAAACAACUUUUUCAUGAGUUUGAUCCCAACGAUCCAGAAGGACAAUUAGCAAUUAUUACAACAAGGAUCAUGCAGGCUCUCCAAAGUAACUUGGAUGGAAAAUCAAAACAAUAUAAAGAUCCAGCCUUGACCCAAUUAUUUCUUAUGAACAAUAUCCAUUACAUAGUGAGAUCUGUGAGAAGGUCAGAGGCAAAAGACAUGUUAGGAGAUGAUUGGGUGCAAAUACAUAGAAGAAUUGUGCAACAACAUGCAAACCAAUAUAAAAGGAUCUCUUGGGCAAAGAUUUUACAAUGCCUCACAAUCCAAGGAGGGGAUAGUAAUAGUGGAGUCUCAAGGACAGUUGUUAAAGAUAGAUUCAAGACUUUUAAUGAUCAAAUCGAAGAGCUUCAUCAAAGACAAUCUCAAUGGACUGUUCCAGAUAGUGAAUUGCGUGAAUCUCUUAGAUUGGCCGUUGCUGAAGUUCUAUUACCUGCAUAUAGAUCUUUCCUUAAACGUUUUGGGCCCAUGAUUGAGAAUGGCAAAAAUCCUCAUAAGUACAUUGUAUACUCUCCUGAACAUCUCGAGCAAAUGUUGGGUGAAUUUUUUGAAAGCAAGAUAUGGGGUGACCAGAAGCGGUAAAAUGUUGCAUUAGCUCACUUUCCACUAUGAUUUGAAUACUUAGGUAUGAAUAAUAAUUGGAGAAUAAUAUAGACAUGUUGUCAUGUUGUUAUAUCAUUAUACUUAAAUUUCUUUCUCCCCUUAUCAUUUUAGGCUUUCACCAAAUUGAGAAAUGUAAAUAAAGUGUUGAAUUUUCUAUUUCUCUUUUUUGUCACAUCAUAUCAUUAAUCACAUAAA